Molecule: messenger RNA, 1710 nt
Organism: Salpingoeca rosetta
Lineage: Eukaryota; Choanoflagellata; Craspedida; Salpingoecidae
Exons: 3
Coding region: 233-1522 (429 amino acids)
Biological process (GO): regulation of ribosome biogenesis
Cellular component (GO): nucleolus
Molecular function (GO): telomerase inhibitor activity; nucleic acid binding
Source: RefSeq, a predicted model, not a curated record
CACAACACAACGCCAGCACGUGUGCAGGAGCAAACACAAGCAUCAUCGCGUGCGUGUCCUCCUCGUGUUGAGUGAGCGAGAAGAAGACCAGACGGCAGACACGGGCAGACGGCUGACAGUGCACACGACAGACAUCGGGAGUGAGCGAGCAAUCGAUUGGCUACCACCUCGUUGCGUGUACGUUUGCUGUGAUACGCAACAUAGACAGCUAGCUGAAGCACUAACCGUCAUCAUGUCGAUGGCACAGCCAAAGGCACGCUCCACAUGGAGCAGUGAUCCUCAAGGAACAACGUGGGCCAAAGACGAAAGCAAGUUUGGCUUUCGUAUGCUGCAGUCCAUGGGGUGGCAGAAAGGACAAGGUCUCGGGGCACGUGCAAGCGGACAGACCUCCCACGUCAAGAUUCGCAAAAAGUCCAACUUUCUCGGCGUUGGCGCCAACAAUGACACGGACAUGAACUGGCUCAAGACACAGGACGACUUUGCCAGUGUCCUUGCUGGCCUGAACAGCGGUGGCGACGGUGACAAUGACGGCAGCAGGCCAAAGAAGGCACCCAGCAUGCGCUCGCGCGUGCUGUACUCGCGGUUCAAGCGGGCAAAGGACGUGAGCUCGUACUCCAAGGAAGACCUGAGCUGCAUUCUGGGCGAAAACACGGUGCGGCCAGAGAGGCGGCAAGGAGAGCGGGAAUCGUCUAUUGAGGGCCCCAAUGGAUGCAACAACAGCAGUGACGACACCGCGGCAGAGAAAGGCGGCGCAGGUGGCACGGUGGAAGAGGAUGCCCGGCACGGCGUGACAACAAUCACGCGGACAACGAGCGUGCUGGACUACUUCACAGCAAAGCUGGCGCGGAAGCAAGGCACGGCCCCUGCAGCAGCAGACAAGACAAGCAGCACCAACAGCAGUGGCAGCGCGAGCAGUGAUGACGAGGGCACCAGCACCACCACGAGCAGCGGCAGCGAUGGCGCGACGGCAGAUGCAUUGACGAAGAAGAGCAAGAAAACGAAGAAGCAGAAGAAGAACAAGAAGAAAGGCGACGAUGAUGGUGAUGAUGAUGGUGAUGAUGGCAGUGCAGGGGAGAGUGGUGGAGAGCCAGCAGCGAAGCGGGCGAAGCAAGCAAGCAGCGACAAGAAGAGCAAGAAGAAGAAGAACAAGAAGGAGAAGCGAAAGGCCAAGGCACAUGAGGAGAAGAAGGACAAGGAGGACAAGGCGGAAGGUGGGGAUGCCGGCAAGGAGGGAAAGGAGAGCAAGAAGAGCAAAGAAAAGAAGGCAAAGAAGACCAAGAAGAAGCAAGACGAUAAGAAGGAGAAGAAAGAGAAGAAAGAGAAGAGGAGAAAGAGUGCGAGUGAAAGCAACGAAAGUGACAGCGGUGAACAAGUGGCAAAGAAAAGCAAGAAGAAACAGAAGAAGGGGGAGGGCAAGGAAGGCAGCACAGCGGUAAUGGCAGAGAAGACGUCAAAAGCGAAAAAGCCAGCCAAGGACAAGAAGAACAAGAAGAACAAGAAAAGCAAGAGCGAGAAGCAAUGACACGCAGGAAGGGAGUGCGUGAGUGUGUGGUUUUGUUAUUGAAGAUAAUGGGGUGCAGUUGAAACAAUGUUCUCUCGCUUGUCUGAGUGUACACAUGCCCUUUCGUGCCUUGCAAUAGAAGCGAAAACCAUCAACCCCCCCCCAAACAUCACCAGUUUCAGCCAUGCACACGCACACACAAAUCACGC